This is a messenger RNA of Centrocercus urophasianus (Greater sage-grouse), 5280 nucleotides long. RefSeq names its product mono-ADP ribosylhydrolase 2 (gene MACROD2). The record is from RefSeq and is a predicted model, not a curated record. The transcript has 19 exons. Gene Ontology annotation, cellular component: nucleoplasm. Lineage: Eukaryota; Metazoa; Chordata; Aves; Galliformes; Phasianidae. Gene Ontology annotation, molecular function: ADP-ribosylglutamate-[protein] hydrolase activity. Bases 98 to 1480 code for a protein of 460 amino acids. Gene Ontology annotation, biological process: purine nucleoside metabolic process; peptidyl-glutamate ADP-deribosylation; DNA damage response.
GCGCGUGCGGCGGCUGCUGUCGCUGAGGCUCGGCGUCCUCUACACCCCCGUGAGCCUGGGGAACCUGCAGCCGAAAGCCGCCGCCAGCCACAGCACCAUGUACCCCGGCAACAAGCGGAAAAAGCUCUGGCGGGAGGAGAAAGAACGUUUGCUGAAGAUGACCUUGGAAGAAAGACGCAAAGAGUACUUAAGGGGAUACGUUGCACUGAAAGAUAUUCCAACGUGGAUGGAAGAAAUGAGAAGCAAGAAUGAAAGUGAUGGUGAGAAUGCUAAAGAAGAUGUGCAGGGGAAGAGAAGUCUGAGUGAGAAAGUGUCUCUGUACAGAGGUGACAUCACGCUGCUCGAGGUUGAUGCCAUCGUUAAUGCAGCUAAUUCCAGCCUUCUUGGAGGUGGAGGAGUGGACGGCUGUAUACACAGAGCUGCUGGGCCCUGCUUACUUGCUGAAUGCCGCAACCUGAGUGGCUGUGAGACUGGACAAGCAAAAAUUACGUGUGGAUAUGACCUACCAGCAAAAUAUGUGAUCCAUACAGUUGGGCCGAUAGCAAGAGGGCAUCUCACUGAUACUCAUAAAGAAAAUUUGGCAAGUUGCUAUAAAUCUUCUCUGAAACUGGCAAAAGAAAACAGCAUCAAAUCACUUGCAUUCCCCUGCAUUUCGACGGGAAUUUAUGGUUUUCCAAAUGAGCCUGCUGCUGUCAUUGCCCUUAACACUACUAAGGAAUGGUUAAGCAAGAAUCGCAAUGAGGUGGAUCGUAUCAUCUUCUGCGUCUUUUUGGAGGUUGACUACAAAAUUUUCAAGAAGAAAAUGGGCGAGAUUUUCCCUAUAGAUGACAAUGAAGAGACUGAAAUAAGUGAAGAGACAGAAGGACUGGAACAAAAAAGCCAGCCUCUGUCUCCCACAAAGUGCAAGGCAGAGCAGGCUGAAGAUGUGCAAGAUGAUGUUGAAGGUGGUAACAGCGCAAAGGAGAAGCAAAGUGUUGAAGAAACCGUGGGCCCAAGCCAGGAAGCAGAUGAGACAAAACCUUCCGCUGUAGCCAGCCUAUCAUCAUCAGAAGAAGCAAAGCCUAGUGAGGAUAAAGACUCUCUGAAAGUCUCCAAAGGCACGAGGGAGAGUGACCCAGCACAUCCUGUGGGGUGUGAACAAGAUCAAGCCCAAGGACAACAGGAGGAUGCUGUGGAGGAGGAGAUGAAAACCGGGGCAGAUUCCCAAAGCUCCUGCAUGGAAAUAGAAGAGCCAUUGUUGAACCAAGGAGACACAACAGAAGAAGAGAAACCUUUGAUUCCCAGAGCAGAGGAAAAAGAAAAAGAAGGAGGAGGAGUACAAGAAGAAGAAGGAGGGAUGCAAGAGCAAGAGGAAACUUCUGCAGAGCCUAUGAAGGUUGAACUUGCAUGUGAAGCAACAGAAGCUUCGAGUAAUGACGCUGAAAUGGAUAAUCAAGUUGAAAGUAUAAAAGAUCCAAUGGAAACUGUGCCAGAAGCUUAACUAAUAGGACGAAAGAAGGAUGCAGGAGACAAGAGACCCGACAAAACCCAAAGGGCAGAAGCUGACAUCCUAUGGCAUCAUUCUUGGCAGAAGAGAGCACACAGAGGUGCUCGGUGGGUUGGGAGGGAGGGAGCUUUGGGGAAAUGACUCUUUGCUUUAAUUUCUCUUUGUUCUUCAUUGCGUUUUGUUCUGUAAACCUGUUGGAAAGAAACACAGUUUCCCAGUUCUGAUGAUGGUUUGCAAUUAUUCCUGCAAUUACAACAGUUACUUCUGAAUGACAAGUCCCUGUGUUAUAUCGGGUCUCUUUUCCUCCUCCAUCAUAUUGUUAGCCCGUCUUCAGGUCCACCCCUUUUCUAGCAUCUUUAUCUUCCUCCCCAGUUCUGAUACUGUCUGCAGGCAACUUGUGGGAGCACGUUUAUUCCCUGCCCCCCCCGCCCUGUUUUUUUAAACUGUUCCCUAGGAUACCAAUGGAGAUUUGCUUUAAGAACAUGAACUGCCACAAAGGAUUAUAAUCUACACGCACCAAUAAACAACAUCCCUCCUCGUGCUAGGGAUUUGAAAGAAGAGACUCUCCAAAAUCUCAGAUAUAUUGACAGAGACAGCCCUGCACAUCGCCUGCCUCCCAGCUUGUCGAUCAGCAGCUCCUGGCAACUUUUCUUAAUGCAGAGCAGUCAGCAGCUCCCAACCCAGUUGCUUGAAGAGUCAGUGGCCGGACUCUGAGGGCGCGCCGUAGGCAGAGCCUGCACAUUAACACUAUCUUCUCACUUACCUGCUGCCUCAGUAUUUCCCCUGCCUCUACUUUUUGCAAGCCCAAAGGAGAUCUCUGAGGUGCAAUAAAGCUAAACGGUGACAAGCCUGCACCAUGCCAUGCCCCUCCACAGAUCUUGGGUGCAAAUAACGCAUGGCCUCAGUCAGUACCCCAGAUCAAUCUGCCUCUUUUCCAGAGAGGUCUGUGCAUGUCAAAAUCCAUGUGCCAUAAGUACAACCUUCACGUUGGGGCAGGCAACACGUUUCCUGGAAUCUGUGAGCAAAGGAGGAUAGCAGGCAUUCUGCAUUUAAAACAUCUUUAAGUAUGGCUUCUGGCUUUAACAGCUUCACACUGUAUCUCAUGUGAGCCCUCAUUAUAUUUCCCACUGCAUAUACAUGAUUUUUUUAAAUUAAAAAAAAUCAAUUAACAGUUAUUUGGAUAAGAAUGUCUUACCAUAUGUCAACUGGUCUGCCAGCAAAUGCCACACAGAAAUGUUUAGAAGAGGAACAAAAGGAUUUUACGUACAGUUCUGUGCUACACUGCAAAUGAAACUAGUAGAAGAUACGCACAACGGAAGAGCACACAACCUGUCCCCGGGCUACAAACCAUAUUUCAAAAUGCCAUGGAUAAUAAUUGGAUCCUUUUAAAUAAAGUAGCUGUGGUGGUCUCUCUUUCCCAAUCCUGAAUAGGCACUAAUCCCAAAUCAAUUAUUUACUACUAAAAAACAAGGCAAGACAUUUUCCAAGAUGUGGAAGGAUGUCCAUCCUCCUGUGAUCUAUGUUUAUCCCAGGUAUAGGAGCUUUGGCGAUAAAUUCUCCUCCAGCAUAACAGCAAGUAAGCUGUGUCCCUACGGAAUAUAGCAUCAGCUAUGGCACUUGAUGGCUGCUGUCUGCUGCAGGUUGAUUUGGAAGAGUGUCAAGACAAACAAGGAUUAGAAAAGAAAACAACAAAGGCUCCAGAUUUCCCCAUGAGAGCACGCACAGCUCCUAGGAACACUGCCUCCUUUCACCUUGUGUAUGGCUCCAGCACAUUUGCUUUUUGUGGUAUCUUUGGUGGAUGAAUAUUUCUGCGUGCCAGCUCCUGUGGCAUUUUGCACCAUAUGGAUGUCAUGCCAGAGAAGAUCUCAAGGAGAUUCUUCAUCAUACAGUUCUUCUGGAGAUUAGUGGAUACUUGGAGUUGGGUCAGCUUUAGAAGCAACAUCAUAAGCCUUUUAAUCUGUCUUAUACUCUUGCUAGUUUUCCUAGAGAGAGAAAUACCCUCUAGCUCUACAUUUUGGACUAUAUUCACUUUGAAGCCACUCUUCUGUUUCUCUUUCUCAUCCCUGUUAGCUUGCCAGAUGCAAAAAAAUGCAUCUUCUAGGACAUGGAUAUUUUCCUAAUGUUCCUUCACUUUUCCAGCAGAUUCCAGUUUUGUAGAUAAUGGCUUUGCAAACAGUGCAUCUCUGCAAUGCACAUCCCUUUCUAUGUGUCUUCUGUACUUGCUGAUUUUGAUUUAAACAGCCUGUCAUAAAAGAAGGUGGAAGAGUGGGAGGAAGAGGAAAGAAUGCAUCAGGUAUCUCUCGCCGCAGUUCCUCCGUUAAUGCUGUCUCUGUGAAAAGACAAAGAUCAAAGGGAUCCAUUUCUCUGGGAAUGUGAGGGAACUGCCUCCAUAUGUCAUGGAUUAGAUAGGGAAAGUUCAUCUUUGAAUUGAUCAAAAACAUGGAAGACAACCGAGAUUGCCAGGUCCUCAGCUGGGGUAAACUAGCCUCAACAGAGCUGUCACAUAUCCCUCAAGCAUUUGCUAGCCUUGUUUUUAGCAAGGAGGCUGGCCAUAGAAGCACAACUGUUUGGAGACAAAGGCUCAUCUAAGUCCUUGCAAAGACCAACUGAAAUAAAGAACAAUAAGUAACUGCAAAAAUGCCUCAUGUUAGACAUGAUAUUUAUAACCUUUGACAGUAAUUUCAUUGCACUCUUCAUUCAGCCUUGGUCUCUGAAUGGCAGCAAGCCUCUGAAGCUGGGAAAGGUUCUCCUGAAGACGCAGCAGCAAGUGUGACGUUUAGAAGUGUAGGAAGUGUUGAAUAAAUAAAUGUAUGAGUUGAUUAAAUCCUUGCAGGGCGAUCUUCAGAUAGGUCUCUCUCUUUCUUCCAGUGGAUUUUCAUUUUGUUAUGGCUUCUUUCAUUUUUCACUCACAUAGAGUGGGCAGAGUUGGGUGGUGUGAGUUCCUCAGUUGGGUUUGCUGGUUGCAGCUGGGCCCACGCUCCUCCACACAGUCUCUGCCGAUGUGACAGGAAGUAUAGAAAUGUGGGAGCUGGUACCUGGCAUAGAGGGGAAGCCCCUGCCUGUUGGUGUCUGCAUGCAAGGUAUCAGACUCUGCUUUAACGUUGCAGCUCCUAUUUCUGAAAGUGUGGUCCCUGCUGUGAGGCUCGCUGAUCCUCCAGCCAGUGACUGCUCCAAUGAUGGGCAGGUUUCCUUCCACGCCGACCUCCAAAGAAGAUGUCUGAGACAUCAUCUGUAAUGCUGGGUCACACAUUCACUGCAGCUAAUUGCAAAUCUUUCUAUAAAGCACUGAAAAAGCCUCAUUGUGAAUUAACACUGUUCUGCUUUAUGCACUUGAUCAAAAGGAAAAAAAAAAGACAUUUCUCUAUAUGCAGUGCAUGCCUGCUUUGCUUUCAAACCGACAAACUUAGCAGAGUAUGUCGGAUCUAUUUUCUCGGGGAAGAGGGGUUUUUAUCAUACAAUUCAUCUGGGAUUUGCCUUACCCUGACAUUUGUGAUAUAAAGGAAGAAGUUUUAAAAAAAAAGAAAAAGUAAUUUUCUUGAUCAAAAAUAUGUUUUUACUUAAAUGCAAAGAAAUGUAGACUGUUGCUUGCAAAAUGUCUUCUAAUAGAUGGUAUAACAGCUAUAUAGACUAAUCCAUGCCUCUUUUGUUACUCUGUUGUUUAUGUGCAGAAUUCGCUUCCCAGUCUGUUGUUUUUCCUUUUUGUCCAUGCCAUACAACAGAAAACUUAAGGAAUCGAUGCCUUCACACAUUUGUUUGUUAAAGCAAAACCUUAAUAAAACUUGUUCUGAAGACAA